AUGUUUCGAUGUAUACCUUUGUUUAAAUGUAAUCGCCAAGUGGAAUGUGUAGACAAGCGGCAUUGCUCUUUGCCAACAGUACCUGAAGAUAUCUUAAGAUAUUCAAGAAGCUUAGAGGAACUGUUUUUGGAUGCCAAUCAUAUAAGAGAUUUGCCCAAGAAUUUCUUCAGACUUCAUCGUCUGAGAAGACUAGGUCUUAGCGACAAUGAAAUUCAUAAACUUCCAUCGGACAUACAGAACUUUGAAAACUUAGUAGAACUAGAUGUAUCUAGAAAUGAUAUUCCCGACAUCCCUGAGGACAUCAAAAAACUGCGUGCGCUGCAGAUCGCGGACUUCAGCAGCAACCCGAUCCCGCGGCUGCCGGCCGGUUUCAGCCAGCUGCGAGCCCUCACCGUGCUCGGCCUUAACGACAUGUCGCUCACCAGCUUACCGAGCGACUUUGGAAGCCUGAUAUCAUUGCAGUCCCUUGAGCUGAGAGAAAACUUACUCAAAUCACUACCGGAAUCACUAAAAAACCUAACAAAGUUAGAGAGACUAGAUUUGGGUGACAACGAGAUAGAGGAGCUGCCAGGAUUCAUAGGCGAAUUGCCAGCACUUGAAGAGCUUUGGUUGGACCAUAAUAAACUGCAAUAUUUACCCCCGGAGAUAGGCAACUUGAAGGCGCUCGUUUGUUUGGACGUCAGUGAAAACAAGUUAGAGAAACUUCCGGAGAAAAUCGGAGGUCUUUGCUCUUUGACCGAUUUGCAUCUGUCGCAAAACAUGCUCGAAACUGUACCGGACGGUAUCGGAGAUCUGUCUAAGUUGACUAUACUUAAGUUGGACCAGAAUCGAUUGCAUACAUUAAACGAAAAUGUUGGGAGAUGCACAAACCUACAAGAGCUUGUAUUAACGGAGAAUUUUUUAAUGGAACUACCAAAGUCGAUAGGGAAUCUCAACGAGCUGACUGUAUUGAAUGUGGACAGGAAUUCUUUAGCCGAAAUACCUGUAGAGAUAGGCAAUAUGACAUUGCUUGGUGUCCUGAGCUUGAGAGACAACAAGUUGACCAAGCUGCCAAAUGAACUAGGCAACUGUAAAUCACUGCACGUUCUCGAUGUAAGCGGUAACAGGUUACAGUAUCUGCCAUACACACUCGUCAACUUGGAACUCAAAGCAGUGUGGCUGUCAGAAAACCAAGCGCAACCUCUAUUGACCUUUCAAACCGACAGAGACGAAACGACGGGGGAGAAUGUUCUCACUUGCUUCCUCUUGCCGCAGCUCAGUUACACGCAGCAGCCGGAGUUGGAUCACACAUCAGAGGUCGGCAGUGUAACCUGGUUCAGGGAUCACAGAUUUAAUUCACAGUCACAAGAGCUAGAUAGGAUAAGAGAAUCAAGCGUAUCUCGUGAUCGAGAUUCUGACGACGAUUGGGAAGAGAAAGAAGCGUCGCGGACGCAUUCUGUCAAGUUCACAGAAGACGUAUCAGAAGCCAGAGAGACUCCAUUUGUGCGACAAAACACGCCUCACCCGAAAGAGCUGAAACUUAAAGCCCACAAGUUGCUCGCGGGACGAUCGCCGGAACAGAAUCAGCAAUCUGCUACACAUGAAACGCCUACCGCAAAUGGAAUGGUCACAUCGCCACUCGAAGUUGCGCCUACUACAGAAACACUCGAACCUGUUGAAACUCAAUCACCACCCGAAGUAACAAAAGAUGAAGAGAGCGAUCAUCAUACGCAAGAAAGAGAAUCAUCGGAGGGCGAAAAUGAUGAAAAUGAGGACUCUGACGAACUUGAGCGCGGCGGGCGGCGCGUGGCGUGGCGCGCGGGCGUGGCGGCGGGCGGCGCGCGCGCGGGCCGCCUGCACCGCCGCGACACGCCGCACCACCUCAAGAACAAGCGCGUCAGCCACAUCGACGCGGCCCGCGCGCAGGACCUCAUCGCGCAGGCGAUCAAGAAACGCGAGCAACAAGAGGAACAUAAGACUGAUGAAGAGGAGGCCGUGGACGACGUGCUCGAUGGUGAAUCAGUGUCUGAACGCGCUGACAGCGAAGCUCGAGUAGUGAGCGAGCAUCGCUGCAUAGAAGUGCGCAUAGCGCGCGCCGCUGGCGGCCUCGGCCUCAGCAUCGCGGGCGGCCGCGGCUCCACGCCAUAUGUCGGGGAUGACGACGGCAUCUUCAUAUCACGCGUCACUCCCAACGGGCCUGCAUACAUGGCCGGACUAAGGGUGGGCGACAAAGUGCUUUCAGUGAAUGGUACUUCCGUGGUAGACGUCGACCAUUACUACGCUGUGGAAGUACUAAAAGCGAGCGGACCUGUUCUUACACUAGUCGUAACUAGAGACUCGCCUAAUUCGACCAGAACGCACAGUCGGGCGCCGAGUGGAGCGAGCCAUCAUUCUGUGUCCAGUACGACCGACACUGUAUCCACUUUAGAGAAUGGACAGGUACCCACUGGUCGAGGAAUCAUGGCGAAGCCUCUCAUUAUCAGCAACCAAUACGCGCAAGAGUUUGAACCCGAUCAAAAAGAUCCCGCGCCUAACCACCAAAAGACUGUGGUCUCUCCAACUUCGAACUUCAGCCCCUCGCCAACCGGCCAGGUGACAUCAAAUACGUACCAACGGUUACAGGUGUCACCGCCGCCACCGCAAACUCAACCUUAUGUUCCACCAGUGUAUCAACAAAAGGUACUUGUCCACACGACGCUAAUCCGCGACGGAGCGGGCCUCGGCUUCAGCAUAGCGGGCGGGAAGGGCUCGCCGCCGUACAGGGAGGACAGCGACGCCAUCUACAUCUCGCGCAUAUCGCCACAAGGCGCCGCCGCGAAAGAUGGCAAGAUGCAAGUCGGGGAUAAAGUCGUGUCCAUUAACGGCGUGGACAUGGAAAACGCGCCACACGAAGCGGCCGUCGCCGUACUUACAGGCCACGAGCGCUUCGUAAGACUAGUCCUGCAGCGGACUAUCACCUCCGAACAAGCCGACACAAUCUCGAGGAAAUCUAUUUCGGAAGAAAUGAGAGAGCAUAAAACGAGUUUGACGAACGUCAACGUUGCUCCAGCACCGAAGCCCAACAACCACGUGACCGUGCCGCUGAUCGGAAACCAUACAGCACCGAAGCCAGCACACACCACGACAACAAAGCCCACGGUCAUCGCAAAUGCACCAACGAAUGUGCCCGUACAAACGUCCGCACAAGUACCGCCACAAGUGCCCAUAAACGCGCCCGCACCGGUGACACAAACUUUCACGAACGCUGUUCCACCCCAGCCAGCUCCCAGGAGACUUAGUCAAACUCACACUAAUGGACAGGCGGGAACGAAAUCGACAACUAACAGUACGAGCACGCCUUUAACUCCCGGCGCCAAUAAAUUGCACAGCUCUAACGACGAUGUUUUCGACGAUAUACAGCCGUCGCGGCCGCUGACGAGCGAGGAGUUCCAAGCGAUGAUCCCGGCGCACUUCCUGGGCGCGCCGCGCGCCGCCGAGCUGCCGCCCGAGCGCGGCGUGCGCGUCACCGUGCAGCGCGCGCCGCGCCCCGCGCUGCCGCCGCCGCCCGCCGCGCUCGGCCCGCUCGGCCGCGUCACCGAGACCAUCACCAAGUCCACCUUCACCGAGACCACCGUCACGCGCGUCACCGACAACCACCUCGUCGCGCCGCUCGUCGCCGAAGACGUGACAUUGUUGAAAGAAGGCGGUUCGCUUGGCUUCAGUAUUAUUGGCGGCACUGAUCAUUCCUGUGUACCCUUUGGAGGCAAAGAACCUGGCAUUUUCGUUUCACAUGUUGUCCCCGGCGGUGUUGCCGCACGAUCAGGCAAACUCCGCAUGGGCGAUCGUUUGCUGAAAGUGAACGGCACGGAGUUGUCUGGUGCGACCCAUCGCGAAGCUGUACAACUUCUACUGCAGCCUGGACCCACCUUAACACUCACAGUGCGACACGAUCCACUGCCGCCAGGCUUCCAGGAGUUAACGAUAAUCAAGCAAGAAGGAGAAAAGUUAGGAAUGCACAUAAAGGGAGGUCUAAACGGACAACGCGGCAAUCCGAACGAUCCGAACGAUGAAGGCGUCUUCAUAUCCAAAAUUAACAGCGGUGGAGCGGCGAGGAGAGACGGUCGACUCAAGGUGGGCAUGCGGCUGCUGGAGGUGAACGGCGCGUCGCUGCUGGGCGCCACGCACGGCGAGGCCGUGAACGCGCUGCGCGCCGCCACGCUGGCGCCGCUGCACCUCGUCGUGUGCCACGGCUACUCGCGCCCCGACAAGUGCGCCACUGGUAGCGAGAGCGGAACGGCAGACACUGGCGGCUCUCUGUCUCACUCCACAUCGAGCCUGGACAGGGAUGAAACAUUGCACCAACAACAACAGGAGCAACAAUUCCAUAAGGAUCUAGUUGAGUAUGAACAAGAGAAACAAGUCGCAAUAGAGAGGGAAAAAUCUACACCUGAAAAGGUAAUGGACAUUGUUCACGCGGUGGAAAGUAUUGGCUUGGAACCGGCACCGCCUACAUCGCCGGAGCCGCAGCAUAAGACCACCACAGUCGUCAUGUCCAAACACACGCUACAACCUCAGACGGCUAGUUCACAAGGGGCGACUCCGUCGCCGCUGGGUGUGUUCACACAGCAGAAAGUGAAGACGCCGCCCCCUCCGGCCACGCCCACUUCGCUCGACGCGCCGCCCACACACGCCACGCCCUCUGCGCCCAUUCCGCCUGCAACGCCCACAACGUUGACCAAAUCCGACGACGGCACGUCAGUGGACGCGCCAGAAGUUUCGCAACAAAUCUCCCGACCGUCCCACCCGCCGCCGCCUCCCCCCACCAAACAGAAACCGCAAGUGCCGCGGAAACCGAACACGAAGCGAGUUAGUUUCACCAGUGACCACUACACCGACGAACACGAACGACACUCGUUGUCGACGAACGAAACAGAUUUUACCCGAACCCCACCGCAUGUGGAAAUGCAUGACAAUCUCCUGGAGAAACCGAUCGCUACGACUAACGAUGCAUGCUCAGGGAUGCGUAGCUCUAUACUAAUACAAAGUCGACCGCUGCAAACUGAGGUGGCGGUUACGAAACCGGUCUCGAAGGCGGCUUUGGUGCUCCCCGAGGACUUUAUCAUCCCUCCUCCGCCUCUGUUCGAUACCAACGUAAGUCAAAGUCAGUUAAUAGAGCGGGACGAGUGUGAAGUUGAUGUACCACUCAUCUCUGUGAUACCCGAGCGACUUGUACUACCCGAGCCGGUUGUGGCUGAAACAACCAUGCAGUCGUCGAAUUCGACCAAUUCCCCCGAAUCUGAAUUCCCUCCUCCUGUAAACUACGCCGCAUUUCCAGCGCUAGUUCCGUCAGCUGAUGAGCGACCCCGUUCAAUAAUCGUUUCUGAAGUGCCUUCCUAUCAAGUCUUCCGUAACACUGAUUUUCCUUCAAUAGACACUGAUGAGUAUUAUAAUGAAUUGUCGGCCAGUCCUGAUGGGGAGCCCGAACCGCCAGAAUUAUUACAUGUACAGUUAAAAACGCUUCCAACAGUUUCACACAUACCUAAUUCCCCUUGCAAUUUACAUCCCAAUUUGUGCUAUUACGAAGAUGGUCAGAACGCUAAUCAAACACAACAUGCCUCGCUUAGAGAUCUAAGAAUUAAAAAUAUGCCAUCGAAUAUGGCUCAUUCCACAACCUAUCCGCCCAGUAAUCCGUACCCAUCGCUGACGACAGUCGCUGGUACAUAUAAUCCUUACACCCAGCCUCUGCCGGUACGUGUCUCUAAUCAAGCAGAUGCGGCUACGUACAGUCCAAGAGUAACCCAUUCAACUAUCUCCCCAUUAGAAAAAGAUAUAAAUGCAAAUCUCACACAAGCAGUCCCCAUGCAUAUUGGCGACACGCCUAAAGUUGUUCAAUCAGAGAGAAGAGUCCAUUUCGGCGAUGUGACGACUGCGCCAGAAUCUGAUAGAUUGUCGAACAGUUCGGAGCCUGUGAGGGAAGGGAGUUCCUCGCCCGCAUCCACCCUGAAACCCGCAUGGAGCAACAAAAUCAAAUCCUUCGCCAUCGGCGAGGCUUCCCCACCUCAUUCUGGUAAUUUCGUGAAAGCUUCUGUCAGCGAUAAGAAAAAGUUCUUCGAAAAUGCAAUGGAAGAAAGUCACAAAUCAUCGCCUAGACCAGAAAAAGUUUUCACGUUCCUGUCAGCGGAUGAGGUGGAGAAAAUGAAGCAAGAAGAGGAGAGAAAAAUGGCGUCUCUAUCACGCGCGGAGCUCGGCUCGUGGUCACAAGGGGAGGACCGCCAGAGCGGAGACAGCUCGCAUUCAGAUGACGAACCUUACGAGAAUGGCCAUAGUGCGUCAGCGGGUGGCGUGAGUCCGUCGGCGAAGUCGCAGCGGCGGCGAGCGGCGCGCGACGGCGGCCACGGCGGCGACGGCGACGACCCGGAGGCGCGCGCCGCCAGGCGGGCGGCCUGGAGGGCAGCGCGUUUACGAUCCUUAGAACAGGAGGCCAUUGAAUCACAAAAAGUUAUUAAAAGUAUGGUUGGCCCAGCGAAUGACAUCAUAGGAGAGGUACCAUUGCGAGAAAAAUCUCCUUCAGAGAAAUGGCCCCUGCCACGUAUCGCGUUACGUACAAAACCGGGCCCGAUACUUGCCGUGAAGGAGAAAGAAAAAUUGUUAGACGAGAGAAUAACGCUACGCACGGAGGAAUACGUAUGCCCGACGACUGGCGAGACCAAAGUGCGAACCGUGGAGUACAUUGAGAAAGUGAUUGAGAAAGAGGUGGAGACGACUCAAGAGAAAAUUUUAUCAUUGGAACUAACAAUGAGUCCAAGCAGUGAAACUGCACCCUCUGAUCUCGAAGGUAACGCAGUCAGUCUAGGCGAGGGCGAAGUAGGGGAGGAUUCCCUACAGCCUGAUAUUGUACAAGUCGUGAAUCCACUACUAGACGGUGGCGUUGGAAGAGUCACCGCUAUACCAGUGGGACCGGCACAUCGAGUCACUGCUUACACAGAAAAACCACAAUAA
Messenger RNA from Parnassius mnemosyne (clouded apollo), 6957 nucleotides. The record is from the annotation of a GenBank genome assembly. Lineage: Eukaryota; Metazoa; Arthropoda; Insecta; Lepidoptera; Papilionidae.